Molecule: messenger RNA, 1074 nt
Organism: Sparassis crispa
Lineage: Eukaryota; Fungi; Basidiomycota; Agaricomycetes; Polyporales; Sparassidaceae
Product: Cell division cycle protein
Exons: 5
Coding region: 1-1074 (357 amino acids)
Cellular component (GO): cytoplasm
Source: RefSeq, a predicted model, not a curated record
AUGACCUCCGAGACCGACGCGCUCUUUCCCAUCUUGACUCUGGAGUCCGUACUUGCCUUCCAAUUUUCCGCGUGGUAUCCGCGAUUCUCCAGCCUGAGCAUCAAGUCCACCGUCAUCAGGCCCUUGACCCAGGAGUUCCGCGACUACCUGGACUCGGACGGCGUGUUCGUUCCCGAAGGUGCAGAGGACCUGCCUGCCGGGAGCACACUCUCGGACGAUGAAGGUGACCACGGAGACGACGACGACGACGAUGAGGACGAGCGUCGGCGGUUCGCCUUCCCGGACUUGGACGCCCGGAUCCGUGACGCCGUAUCGCAGUACGGCGCGGUGUUCCCCAAACUUAACUUCUCAUCUCCCAGAGAUGCAGCAUGGAUGCUCCCCGCGUCCGCUCCGCUGAAAUGCACGUGUCCUGCCGACGUCUAUCUGCUUCUCAAAUCGUCAGACUUCGUGCAACAUGAUCUCGACGGGGAGCUCAUUUUUGAUGGCUGCGAAGCACGCGUGUCUAUGGACGACACGACCGUCGCUUCACCUCCCGAAUAUGAGCUGGAGCUUGUGCUGCGGAAGUGGUAUCCCGUUGACCGUAGCCGAGAACUGCGAUGUUUCGUACGAGACGAACGUCUGUUAGGGAUCUCUCAACGCGAUCCUAACUACUACGACUUCUGGAACGAACCGGAAACAAAAGACAAAGUGCUCCACGCAGUGAAGAGUUACUGGGAAUCCCACAUCAAAGGAAAAUGGGGCGAGUCGAACGGAGAUUAUGUCUUCGACUUCCUGCUCACGCGCGACCUAUCCCGUGGGCACAUCCUCGAUUUCAAUCCCUACGCCCCGCGCACAGAUCCGCUACUGUUCACGUACAACGAGCUGCUCGCGCUAUUCCAGGCUCACGGAACCCAUCCGGAGCUGCGGGUUGUCGACUCGCCGAACCAUCCUGCAGCGAUACGCAACGCACCUGCGCACCAAAACAAUAUGGUGCCGUUGGAGGCGCUUGCGAUGAGCAGCGGGAGGAAUGCGGCGGAGUUCGCGGAUUUGCUGCAGGAGGAAAUUCAAAAAUCAAUGCAAGGUGGAGACGAAUGA